Messenger RNA from Effrenium voratum, 1245 nucleotides. The record is from the annotation of a GenBank genome assembly. NCBI's taxonomy places the organism in Eukaryota, Dinophyceae, Suessiales, Symbiodiniaceae.
AUGUCCGCCUCAAGUGCACAUGAGCGCACACAUGAUGAGUCCAUUGCUGGUGUGGCAGCCCGCUCUCAGAAUGCUGGCGAAUUGGUUCCAAUUCAAGAUGUCCAACAAGCACGAAACUUCAUUAACAAACUCUACGCCGGGGUUAGCUCCUCAAAUGUCCAGCUCGCAGACGAGAUUGAGGAUGUUGUCGGAAGCGAGAUAACUGCAGUCAUGCACCUGCAGCGGUCCCUUCCAGCAAAGUUCGAAGAUCUUUUGAAGGGAGCUGAACACGUCCGGGAUGUGCUGGGUGCCCGUGUGGUCGAGGUCAUGAAUCACUCGGGCCUGACAGCAGAGAGUAAUGCGUCAGUAAAGGGGGCCAUUUCGGAGAUGAAAUCGGAGCUGUUUGAGGCAGGAUGCAAGAAACUGCUGCAGCUGGUGAAAGAUCACGAAAACGAGUUCACCAAGAAACAGGGAGGAUAUCAUCAAUGCAUGCGUCAUCAAGAGCAAAGGCUGCGUUCGCAGUUUGGCUUGGCCAAGUGGUUGAAAUAUAUCUACUCACCCUUCACUUCUGUGUUCAACGGCGGCUUCCAAGACUUCUUCUUGGGUGCCAGCGCUGUUGUGAGCGCUGCAACGGCCCUGGCAGGUGUCAAAAUGUCCCGUGCUUUUUGUGCUUCAUCCAUGAUCGGUGCAGCAACCUGUGUGCCAUUCACAGCUCUGUUCCUCAAGAUCCAGAACUUUGAGUUCCGCACAGAUUUCGAGAAGAUUCAAGAGGAAAUUGAGGAACAGCUUGUGCAGGUCCGGAAAAUCAAACAUAUGGGCAACCACAUGGCCAGCUUCCUCAAGAGCCUCAAGGAGGAUGUUCAGACCAUCCAGGCACACGAGAGAAAGUUCGACCAGCUGAUCCAGCAGCUGCCGUGGUUCCUGUCGCAAAACUUGGAUGUGCGCACCUGGAAUGCCGAGCUCCUCAGCGCUGCUUUGCAGAAGUGGGACUUGCCGCAAUGUGCCAAAAUGUUCCUGAAGAAGCAGAUCUCCGGACAAGCCUUCAUGGAGGUGAUGCAGGAGAACGACUUCAAGGAUCUGGGCAUCGAAGAUCAGCUCACGUUGCGCCGCCUGAAGCAACUGCAGGAGCACAUGAAGUCCAACCCCAAGGAGCUUUGCCGCAAGGACGCCAUGAUUCUUUCUGAAAGCCUCAGCCAGGCCUUGAAUGAAGUUGUGGCUUGUAUUGCGAGCAUGAAGACAAAGCACGAGCACAACUUCGCACCUUGA